AUGAGCGGUCGGAAUGCUAAGAAAAUCAUGGAGGACACAGACUGUAUCAGCAGGUUCUUCAAUGUAGAAGUAAAUAAAACAAAGAAUGUUAGCCCAAGAAUAUUACCACGUGCAUUUUCACCGAGCAAAACUUUAGACUCGUCGCAGGACCUCAGUCAGGCGUCCAUUGAAUCAGAAGAGCUCAGUCUGUCACAACUAACUAUAGAAGAACAAGAACCGCUUGACAUACAACCUUUUUUCAACAUCACACCAAGACCUAUGCCAAUAUCACCGCACUACGUAAUAGAAGAAGAAUUUGCAUCCAACCCCUGGGCGAUGUUAAUAGCAACAAUUUUCUUAACUAAAACUUCAGGAAAAACCGCCAGGCCCUACAUAAAAACAUUCUUCGCAGAAUAUCCAACACCUUAUCAUGUUUUAAGUGACACGCCAUUAUCUUUGGAAAGGUUCUUUGAUAACUUAGGAUUAAGGAAAAGAGGUCAUAUGAUAUGGAAGCUCAGUUAUCAGUUUGUUUCUUCAAAAUGGCGACGAGCCAGUGACUUAUGCGGCAUCGGUAAAUACGGCGAGGAUGCCUAUAGGAUAUUUUGUCUGGGUCACACGGAUGUAGACCCUACAGACAGGUAUUUAAAGUUGUAUUUAGACUGGUUGUGUGGCCACACUGAGUUUUUGGAGGAGAAUGGAGCGGUAGACAGUGAAUAUCUAAUUGAAGAUCCGAUUAUGAAGUAUUAUAGAAUUACUUUGAGAGAUGGGAAUUCGAUAUCUGUAUUAUAAAUAAAAAGUAUUCUUGUAAUAAGUUUUAUGUCUUGUGGUAAUGUUUAAUGUUAGUGUUUAUUUUAAGUUAUCUGUGG
Spodoptera exigua (beet armyworm) is the source of this 845-nucleotide messenger RNA. Lineage: Eukaryota; Metazoa; Arthropoda; Insecta; Lepidoptera; Noctuidae. The record is from the annotation of a GenBank genome assembly.